Molecule: messenger RNA, 810 nt
Organism: Branchiostoma floridae (Florida lancelet)
Lineage: Eukaryota; Metazoa; Chordata; Leptocardii; Amphioxiformes; Branchiostomatidae
Product: acid-sensing ion channel 4-A-like
Exons: 3
Coding region: 45-431 (128 amino acids)
Biological process (GO): sodium ion transmembrane transport
Cellular component (GO): membrane
Molecular function (GO): ligand-gated sodium channel activity
Source: RefSeq, a predicted model, not a curated record
UGACCAGAGGAGAACUGGAGUGUAACUGUCCCGUACCCUGCAGUAUGACCAAGUACAGCACGUCUGUGUCGUACGCAGGCUGGCCAAACAAACUGACAGAAGAACACAUAUCCACAGCAUACGGCAUAGACCCAGCCUACAUGGCAGAAAACGGUGUUGUCUUCAGCGUGUACUACGAGGAACUGAAUUACCAGAAAAUCAGGCAGCUAAAAGCCAUGGACGGAGGGCAGCUUGCAAGUAACAUAGGAGGAAUGAUGGGCCUAUUUAUAGGAGCCAGUGUGUUGUCUCUACUGGAGGUGUGGGAGUACCUGUGGCAGCGUCUGAAGGGACUUCUGAGAAGGAGCCGCCGCCCGCCGGUGGAUGACGAUAAAGCCGCGGCAUACGACCUGGAAAAGGGCACAGCUUUCAACAACACGGCAUUCAACAAAUAAAUGUUUAUUUGUGAAUCUAAACUCAACUCCAUGAUAUAGAGAAACUCAUGGAUGUCUACCUUUACUGCAGCCGUUCACAUGUUCGAAGGACGUAUACUAUGUUUCAGACAUGCGACCAUACGCAUAGGUACUGACUAAUCGGUCGUAAUAACCUAGGGAAUGGUUAGCCUCCAUAGCCUGCUCUCUGGGGCUUUUUUUGGCUCAUAAUACACUUUUGCUGGCCAUUUCUUUUUGUACUGGGUCACUGAUUGCGAGCAUGUCAUACGGAUCGCAGUCUUGCGGCUGAAUUGAGGUAAUGGCAUUACAUUCAGCACAGUUAUCACAUCAUACAAUAUAAACGAUACAAUUCCUAGCACAUUAAGAUAAGAAGCAAGGUUUA